AUGCACCACGACCAGUCCAUCUCGUCGCAGUCUAUGCAGCCCCCGCCCUCUCCAUCAAUACCAAUUGAUCCGGCACUGGCGCUCUACCCUCCGUACUACAACAACUACCAGCAACACCCAACCCAUAUCCCCCAGCACCUCUCUCUACCACCGAAUUACUCCUCUCCCUCCUCUCAAGGCUCCGACACCAUUGGCACCCCUCCGACAGAACAUAUGUAUCCAUCGUCUUCCAAUAUGAAUGGCAAACGACCUGCGUCAUCUCUGUCCAACAGCACCAUGAACGAUAGUCGGAAGAAACCCCGCAAGGACGACGAGUCCGACGUCACAAGUCCAGCGGCGGAGAAGGACGAGCCGACGGUCAAAGCCAAGCCCACUCGAGGGUCACGUGCGUGUACUGUAUGCCGCCGGCUUAAAAUGAAGUGUGUCGGGGCGGAACAGGGCCCCCCUUGCAAACGUUGCCAAACUGGAAACCAUGAAUGCAUAUUCGAGGAGUCUAACCGCGGAAAGAGGUCGUCCAAGAAACAUGAAAUCCUCACCCGUUCACUCCGGAAGAUGGAACGAACACUGGACACCGUCUUGCGGUCGAUCGGAAACCCGAGCAUCGCGUCGGGAAUGAUUUCCAGAUCACCGUCGCCUUCGGCGCAAAACAGCGGAACACAGGCGCUUCUUGCUCGAUCGCCAUCACCGCCACCGUCGACUUCGACUUACCCCAGCAAUUCACACCACCACCAUCACCACCCUCACCACCCUGGGUCGCCGAAACUCCACUCACUCCCUGAUAAUUCUCUGAAUCCGCUUGGGCUUCUCGCUGAGGCGAGCUUGGCUAACAGACGUGCUCAGACCAUCCAUGUUGGCGGCCUGGCGUCGGCACCAGAGGCCGAUGACGAGAGCCAGCCAAAGCUUGGAGUGGCAAGUGACAAUUAUUUCAAGCCAGGUCCUAUGACCAUUCUGCCCCUGCGGCGGUUAUACAUUGAGCGCCAAGUCCAGCCAGAAAUGCUGAGUUUCGUGUCGACUGAGGAAGUUGUUGCGUUAUUCAAUAUUUAUUUCGACCAUGUCCACAUGCACUGUAGUCUAUUGGACCGCAACUUUCACACUCCAUCGCUCGUAUGCUCGCGUUCGCCUUUUUUGUUAACAACAAUUUGUUCCAUAGCAAGCAAGUUUUACACUGCGAAGCCAGAACUCCAUCCAAAGCUGACAGAGCUCGCCAAGCGACUGGCGUUCAGCUGCCCCGCGAAGGGCUACAAGUCGGUGGAGAUCGUCCAGGCGUACCUGCUUCUUGCGCUUUAUGGCUGCGGCGCGGUUGAGCGGUACGAGCAGGACAAGACGUGGCUUCUGCUCGGCAUGGCCAUCAGGAUGGCGACGGACUUGAACCUGCACCGCAAGACAUCGAUUACGAGCCCAGAUACCGUAGAGGGUAAUGCUCGUGACGUCGAAGUGCAUAAUCGAGAGAGGACGUGGAUCAUGUGCUUCGUCCUUGAUCGUAGCUUCAGUGCACAGAUGGGAAAGCCUAGCUCGAUUAAGGAGGAUUACAUCAUACGCCACACAAGAGAGUUUUAUACCUCUCCUGUCGCGAACCCGUCGGACAUGUCGUUGUCGGCUUAUGCGGAAUUCCAACGGAUACUUGCGCGUAGCCUCGAGUUCCUCUACAGCGGCACCGAGACGCCGUCCGGCCUGCAGGUCAAUUGCGACUACCUGCUGGUGAUCAAGACCUUUGAGGCGCAGCUCAACGGCUGGAAAGAGCAAUGGACCGACCGUCAAAAUUGGGAGGGCGAAUCCCCACCGGCAGCCGAGUACAAGAACAUGAUCUCGCGGUUCUAUUUUAACUAUGCCAUGCUGGUCAUCAACUCGUUCGGCCUGCAGGACGCUCUGGAGAGGACGCCUGUUAAUAUUGGGUACUUCUUUGGCAGAGUCCACUCAUCGGCGCAUGCGUGUGCGCUCGUCGUCCGCGACGAGCUUGGCCCGAGGGGGUAUAUGAAGUACUCACCCGACUCGCACUUUGUGCAGAUGUCGUAUGCUGUGUUGAGUUUGUUGAAGCUUGUUCGUCCGCAGUUCCAGGCGUACUUGGACAAUGAGCAGAGUGCCUUGCAACUUGUCAAGGACGUCGCGGACACCCUUGACAGCAUCGCUGCCAACCCACUGCACACACCCGCACUCUAUAGCGGCUUCCUCCGUGCUCUUAUUUCGGCCAAGUUGGACCCACCAGCGACGCAUGUCCCGCCCUCCGCCAACGGUGAAGACAUCAACAAGCCCUCAGGUGAUGGCGGGCAAGGAUCCAGUGGUCCGCCUAGCAACCACGGUGGUGCGGCCGGCGGCAGCAACAGGAACGACAAUGCACACGAUGGCUCGCAGCCGUCGAGUGCAGGCUAUGGGCACCCAGCAGCGCCGCCGCAUUUUGGGCACGACGGCGGGUUCAUGAUGAACGGGUUCCAGUUCGAGAGCGAGAUGGGGCCGGUGGCGGAUAUAUCGACUUUCCCGCCGACGAUGGCUCCAAAUCCCAGUGAAGACACUAUGGGUGCGCUGACAAUGGAGAAUAUCUUGAGCAGUGGGUUCUGGGAUAGUAUGCUUGUUCCCGGCUACAACAGCAUGGAUGGCCUCAGUGGAGGCUUCGUCUUCGGUGCUGGAGGCAGUGGUCUCAUCACUCCGAGAUUCGGCGGCUCGCCUGCUCAAUCGGGUGCGAACACACCAGGUCGAGGACUAGGCAUCUAUCAUACCAUUACGCAGAACAGCAUCAACGCUGCCUUCGAUAACCAAAGGAAGGGAUCACCGAUCAAAAUCGAUUCAUGA
This is a messenger RNA of Cyclocybe aegerita, 2784 nucleotides long. NCBI's taxonomy places the organism in Eukaryota, Fungi, Basidiomycota, Agaricomycetes, Agaricales, Hemipholiotaceae. The record is from the annotation of a GenBank genome assembly.